Molecule: messenger RNA, 2942 nt
Organism: Pseudopipra pipra
Lineage: Eukaryota; Metazoa; Chordata; Aves; Passeriformes; Pipridae
Gene: STOX1
Product: storkhead box 1
Biological process (GO): regulation of transcription by RNA polymerase II
Cellular component (GO): nucleus; cytoplasm
Molecular function (GO): RNA polymerase II transcription regulatory region sequence-specific DNA binding
Source: RefSeq, a predicted model, not a curated record
UCGUGGAUGUUUUGAAAGCAAAGAUGAAAGGAAAAAACUCUGGGGUUGGAUGUUCUGGAUGGUGUCAGCACAAAGAUUCCUGUGAGGAAGAGCCACAGAGCUGCUGCUCCCGGAGAAGGUGAUGUGACCCCUGCCUCAUGAAUCCUCUCUUGCAGUCAUGCUCCAUUUCUCUGGCAGAAGGAAUAUGCUGUACCAUAUCAGACAUGAAUGCAGAUCAUGUGAUGGUGACAGAAACUUUAGCGGAGCAAUUAGUGAAAAAUUAUCCAGGCAUUGCAGUUCCCUCCCACAGUAUCUUAUAUAAUAUCCUUGGCACUCUAAUUAAGGAAAGGCAGAUCUAUCAUAUGGGAGAAGGAUACUUCAUUGUGACUCCCAACACAUACUUUAUCACCAAUAAGACCACAGAAGACAACAGAAGGGUCCUGUUGGAGGACAGGUGUUGCUGUUCAUCACCUUCCAUCACUUAUCUGGUAAACAUUAAGCACUGUGCAAACCUAGUGAAAGAAAACAUUCCUACAUCAUCCUGUUACAGAUCCUGCCAUUGUUUCCCUGUCCAAAAUAUGCUCUGUGAACAAAGACAUUGGCAGCUAGUGAACCAUGAACCUAAGGGAGAGGGAAAGAAAGACUGCAGUGAAUUGAAGCCUUCAAUUGAAACUCAAGAGAUCUGCACAUCUGCUGAAAAUCAUUCCUGGGACACCAUCAAAUCCCUGACAUCUGUGAAAGCAAAACUGAAAAGCAAAAGGUUUGGCCUUGGCCUUUUCUGGAGAAGUUUUUCCAAAAAAGAAAAACAUAAGAAGGAGUACUCCACUUUUUCAGCCCAGUUUCCUCCCAGGGAGUGGCCAGUCAGGGAUGAAGAUGACUUGGACAAUAUUCCACGUGAUAUAGAACAUGAAAUCAUCAAGCGUAUUAACCCUACUCUUACCGUUGAUAAUUUGAUUAAACACACAAUAUUAAUGCAGAAGCUCGAGGAGCAGAAAAAAUACAUCAGGAAAGAGAAAAAAUACAUCAGUAAUGGUACCUCAGCUGAAGUGUCAGCAGUCAGGCAAAACCAUCUUUCAAAGGAUUGUAUUCAAAAGACACAGAGUAAAACAGCAAAACGCACCAGGAAAACCAAAUCAAAGAAAGAGAAGCAGAUCAGCAGAAGCAGCAGGAAAUCCCCCGUACAGGAGCUGACAUCCCCAAAUGUGGAAGUGGAAGAGAGCCUUUCACCGUCUGUCAGAAACCAAGAGCCCCCUGCUGCAGCAGUGCAGUCCCCUGUGUUCUAUAAAAAGCAGAUUACGAAUCCUUUCCCAGCUCUGCCGUGGAGACGCAGCUUCUACGCGCGGGGGUACCGAGGUGUCAACAGUCACCUGAAGAGCCGGGCAAGGGGGCAAGGAAGUGCUUCACACAGGCCACAGCCCUCAGCCUCCUGGAAACCCCCUGGCUACAAAACUGGGCAGCUGGCUGACAGAGCUAAGCAAAACCACCCACCCCAGGCUCACAGGUCCUGCCUCCAACUCCAGAAAGACAGCUUAAGUGAGAACUGUAGCUGUCUGCAAGGCAGUAAUCUGCAAAUAGACAAUAAAAGUAAACACUGUCUGGAGAGUAAUAGUUCUGAAGAAAACACCUAUGGAAGAACGUUAAAAAAAAGUCUUGGGGAUAUUAAAAAGUCCCCUUGCUUCUACACUGAACAUAGUGGUGUGUGCAAAGAAGUCACAAAGCUUUCAUUCUGUCUGAAAGAUGAGCAUUGCAGAGGCAAAGAUGACACUGUAGGUCAGUUAUUAGAUCAAACAGCAAAUGAAUUUAAAAAUGUCCAUCUUUCAAAUUAUACAGCCAAUGUUAACCUGGUCAAAAAAAAUGGUGUGAAAUACAGAAAAAAGACUGGUAAAGAGAGUGAGUUUCUAUUUAACUAUGAUUGUGCCAGCCAUCACGGGGCAAUGAAUCUGGAAAGUGAGGGAUUUACUGACAACUGCCUCCUUCAGAACCAAAUGGGGACACCUGAUGGGGACACCUGUAACCUGUUAUGUCUGGAUGACACUUCUGAGGGCCGUGAGCCAUAUCAUCCCCUGCCUCCUGGCCUUGCCUUUCCAGACACAAGAGACUGGAGUGCAGCUGUGUCCCUAAAAUCCUGGAAGGUUAGUAACUGUCCCGCCCAGUACAACACAACUGUUAAUGAGUGUGACUCCGGAGAGCAUGGAUGUAAGGGAAGCGGUAGCUUUGCAGAGUCAACAGAUGGCUUCAAAGAGCACCCCAAACCAGACUUCACAGAAGAAAGCUGGUUGUGCAGUCAGGUUCUUCCGAGAGGUCACAGAAAGGCUGAAGGAACAGGCCUCCCUGAGGGUGGGAAGGCCCCAGCUGUGGCAGGUUCCUGCCUUGCUGCAGAGGCUCACUCAGAUGCUGACACUGGGCACAACUUCCCCCCUGAGGUGGGAGGAGGAGAAGGAGGAGUGGCAUGCUGUGCUUUGGGCUCCCGGAGCAAAGAAACGGGAAACCCUCUGGGAAAAAAAGAGCUGGUUUUUAAGAACACAUGUUCUGUGAUCUCAGGACAGAAACACUCAGAAGGGACAGAAAGCCCCAGCAUUACAGGAGACAGUGGAAUUGACUCCCCAAGAUGGACUGAAAAGAAGAUGAAGCUUCCUGCAAAAUUCUGAAAGCAUAAAUAAUAAGGUGAAGAGGAGGACAAGCGGAAGGACAAUUGCAACAAAAUUCCCCCCUACAUCUAACCCUGGUCAUGAAUACCUGAUUCUUUUUUUAUAAGCUUUGUAAAGUUUCCCUCUGUAACAAGGUAACCAUCCUGUAAAUGCAGUCAGUCACAUCAGUCUCUAAAUCAAAGCUGUUAGUUCAGACUUUUGACGGUAGUAUUUGGAGAGCUCGUGUGUAUUUCGUUUGCACUCGCCUUUAAUUAUUCUUUGUGUCCCUGUGAUAAUAAAAAUGAGAACUGAGCAUCCUUCAUUCAGACCACACAA